Messenger RNA from Acaulospora colombiana, 1214 nucleotides. The record is from the annotation of a GenBank genome assembly. Lineage: Eukaryota; Fungi; Glomeromycota; Glomeromycetes; Diversisporales; Acaulosporaceae.
CUAAUCCUAGAUCCAUUUCCGCAAACCCCAAAUCCGACCAAAACCAUGCAAUAUCAUACCAAAAUCUCUUUUCAUCCUCAAAUAAUUCUUUUCUGCAUCCGCUAAUAGUCGCCAUGUUUGCUGCCUCUCAGGCAGCGCUGUACUAUACAAUCAAGUACAUGUUGAAACACCUAGAGGGAGUAGGCGACCCUGAUAAACAAAAACAUCUGGAGAAGGGAAACAAGGCUCUAGAACGCUUGGGCUUGAAAGAUGCAGAUUUAGAUGAACAUGAGCGCACAAUUGCAGCAGAAAUCAUAUCUCCCGAGGAGAUGAAUGUCACGUUUGCUGACAUUGGUGGACUAGAAUCCCAGAUAACCUCGUUACGAGAAACGGUUAUCUAUCCAUUGACUCAUCCACAUCUUUUCACGUCCUCUUCUCUUCUUUCCGCACCGAAAGGAGUGCUCUUAUAUGGACCUCCUGGAUGCGGUAAGAGUAUGCUUGCCAAAGCCUUGGCAAAGGAGAGUGGAGCUACCUUCAUGAACAUCAGUGUAUCGACACUGACGAAUAAGUGGUACGGGGAGUCAAAUAAACUUGUCCAUGCCAUGUUCAGCCUGUCCCAACGGAUCAAACCAUGCAUUAUCUUUAUCGACGAGAUUGAUUGCUUCUUACGAGAAAGAGGUAAAGGUUCUAAUCAUUCUAACAGACAAUGGGAUGGUCUUUUGACCGCAAAGGACUCUCGUAUAUUGAUCUUGGGUGCCACCAACAGACCGAAUGACAUCGAUCCAGCAAUCCUGAGAAGAAUGCCAUCUCGAUUUGCUAUUCGACUACCCUCACAACAACAGCGCCUCAAGAUCCUUCAACUCAUGUUGAAGAACACGCCUUUGUCUCCUUCGCUCUCUUUGGAUUUCCUGGCAGCACACACCGAAGGAUUGUCUGGAUCUGAUCUUCAAGAAUUGUGUCGAAACGCUGCAAUGCACCCAUUGAAGGAACUCAUGCGGAGAGAAGGUGGACUGAAAGGACUAGAAGCAGCGGAAGGCGAACAGCUGACGCUGCGACCCUUGACUCUCCAAGAUUUCCUGACAUUAGAGGGUGAUUUACUACCUCCACCCGGUACCAACGAUCCCGUGCCUCUCGCGUACGACAAACGUGCAUCGCAAGGGAACGGGCACCCGACUAUCAACGGAGUAGACGCAUCGAAAUCAGAGCUGAGCUCGGAAUAUGAUGAUCCUUUAUGA